UUCCAUUCAGUGAACGCGGAAGGCCAUGUGACCAGACCAAGCGGCUUUCAAGAUGGCGGACGCUGGUUUCUUUCGCGGCACAAGUGCGGAGCAGGACAACCGAUUUCUCGACAAGCAGAAGAAGUUGUUAAAAUCGAUGCGCUUUGACGAUGUUCUAAAUAAAAAGGUGGAUAUGGAUAAGGUGAACCUAGAUGUUAUAAAACCUUGGAUAACAAAGAAGUUGAUUGAGAUACUUGGAGUUGAAGAUGAUGUGGUUAUGCAGUAUGUUCUUAAUAUGCUAGAAUCAGAAAAGAGUCCUGAUCCAAGAUCCAUGCAGAUAAAUAUAACUGGUUUUCUGCAAUCCAAAAAUGCUCGGGAAUUUAUGAAGGAGUUGUGGAGUCUGCUUGUAAGUGCGCAAGAAAAUAUUGGAGGCAUUCCUUCAACAUUCUUGGAGAAAAAGAAAGAAGAAAUUAAACAAAGAAAGCUGGAACAGGAGCGUAUUCAAGCUAACUUACAGAGAUAUCAAGGAGAUCAGCAACAAACUGAGCCUGACAGUACAGCAACAGAUGACAAUGUAGGUAAUGAAAAUGGAUCAGCUGCUGCAACAGGUGACAUCAGUGAAGAAAUACGAAAAGCCAAGGAAGUGGCACAAGCAUUAGCAGGAAAAGAUAACAGCCCCAAAAGAGGAUACAAGAAAUCAAAGCGAAAUUCUGACAACUCAGACAGUGAUGAUAGUGAUGAUGAAAAUGCAGCUAGAAAAAAGAAAGAGGCAACCAAAAAUACCGACGAAAAAGUAGAGAGGGCUGAGCCUUCUUCAGCAGUGAAAGUGAAAAAGGAACAAGAAGUAGAGGAGAGAUCACCAAGCAAGUUCCUUCAACCAAAAUGGAGAUCACGCCUCUUGUCAUCGGCUGCAAGACCAGCUGACAGAGAUAAACCAGGAUGGGACAAAGAGCAUAUGCAAAAUGUUGCCCUUACUAAAACACCAGAGGUGAAUGUUGUGUUAACUGGAGACUCGAUUAUCAAAGGCCUGAGUCGUUAUUCUUGGAUCUGGAAAAAGUACUUUUCCCCCCUCAAGUCCCUCAACUUUGGCAUUGGCGGCGACAGAACACAGCACGUUUUGUGGCGACUACAAAAUGGGGAAUUGGAGUGUGAUCCUAAAGUUAUAGUGAUACUUUGCGGCACAAACAAUGUGGACAAAAAUGGUGCAAGUGAAAUUGCCCAGGGUAUACUGGCCAUUGUUGAUUUCAUUCGGAACAAAAAGCCAAAAGUGAAUAUCGUUGUCUGUGGGAUUCUUCCAAGGGAUUUGUAUCCUAGUUCACGGCGAGACAAGAUUGGUGAUGUCAACGAGGAGCUGUUUGAGUACAUAAGCUUUUCAGAAGAGCUGCGUGAUGAGAAUGUGUUUUUCCUACCACCAGAGAAAGGCUGGACUGUCAAGGGAGACAUGCUUGAUGAAUCCUUGUAUUUCACAGACCACUUGCACCUUGUGGAAGACGGAGAUGAGAAGCUUGCUAAAUCAAUUGUUCGUUUGGUGAAAGAGCUUCUUGAGGCUGACAAGACUGAGGAAGACAGCUCUGUUCCUCACAAGAAGCAGAUCAAGCAAAAGGAGAUUGAGAAUGCUCAAAAGGUUAAAAAAGAAGCUGCCGAAGAAAAAGAAACAAAAAGAGAUCAUUCCAGCUCACGUUCACGCUCAAGGUCACGCUCAGCAGGGAAGGAAAGCAAACGAUCACGUGACAAGAACAAAGGACGCAAGCGCAGUCGGUCCAAGUCCUCCGCUUCUCGCUCCCGUUCCCGGUCACAUUCCAAGUCACGGUCGCGUAGUCAGGAAAGACGAAGACGAUCCCGUUCUCGCUCACCUCGUCGUGUUACUUCGUACAACCGAGGUCGGUGGUCGCCUUACAGACGCCGCAGGUCGCCGUCUCCAAGAAGGUGGUCCCCUCCUAGGCGAAGGUCACCGCCUCGCCGAAGGUCUCGCUCUCGUUCACCACGCCGGAAAUCACGUCGAUCUCCAUCUCCUCGCCGCCGGUCACGCUCUGUGUCAGCAUCGUCACGGUCACGCUCUGCAAGUUUUAGCUCACGAUCGUCACGCUCGCGCUCAGGCUCUCCGCGCCCCGAAACAACGGGUAAAGAGAAAAACGAGAAGGGUAAAGAGAAGGAUAAAGAAGUCAAAAAAGAAAAAGAGGAAAAGAAAGAGGAGGAAAAAGGAAAAGAAAAGGAGAAGUCAGUAAGUCCGGAAAAGACUAAAGCAAAGGAUUCUCCAAGUCCGCCGCCCACACACCACCGAUCAACUUACAAAAAGCAGGAACAGCAGCAAUCUCCCGUUAAACAGCCUUCCCCGUCAUCUUCCUCGUCAUCUGCCUCAUCUCCACCCCCUCAGGUUAAGGAGGAGAAAGAAGAGAAGGAGGACAAAGAGAAGUCGCCUCCUCUACCUAAAUCCAAGAAAACUACGAGUCGCCGUUACCGAAAACACUCACCAUCUCCCACCUCGUCAGAAGGGGAGUGGUCGCCGGAGAGAAAGAAGAAAACUGACUCCGCUAAAGAUCGCAGAAAGGAACGAGAGAGAAGUGAAUCUCCGCGGGAUAAGAGAGGAAAGCGGAGGGAUUCCUCACCUUCCCCCAGAAGGAGGAGAAGGGAUGACUCACGUUCACCCUCCCCUAGACGAAACCGAAGGGAACAUUCGCGUUCACCGUCUCCUCCCCGAAGGCGACGCCAAGAUAUACGCUCCUCUUCUCCCCGAAGGAGGAGAAAGUCUGACUAUUCACCGUCGCCUCCCAGAGAAAGACGUCGUCGGCCCGAGCCAUCCCCGCCGCGAAGCAGGGAGCGUAGAAAGGAAAGGAUGUCGCCCCCACCCCCUCGUAGACCCCGUCGAUCAAGUUCAUCGCCUCCUGUUACUCGUCGGGUAGAUUCAUCACCACCGUCGGGUCGCCGUCGUGUUGAGAGGUCACAGUCGGACGAUAAAGCGCGGAAAGAACGUCGCCGCUCUCCAGAGCCUGAGAAAGGACCUGCUCGGAGAAGGAAGCGUUCUGAGAGAUCUCGAUCGUCCACUGGCUCGCCUGAGCCCCCUCAGAAACCUCAGGCCGAGGCUGAUUCGGUGAAGAAGUCACAGACACGGGAAGCAAGACGGUCCUCGUCGUCCUCGGCCUCUUCCGAGCCGCCAGCAUCUGCAAAGAAGAAGCCGAGGGAGACUCGGGAAUCUCCUGUCAGAACCCCUCCUAAAGAGGCAACCAGGUCAAAAGGAGAGCGGAAGAGACGCUCACGGUCAGCCUCACCUCGUGUGGAAAGUCGGGAUCGGAGACGAGUGGUACGAAAGUCACCCUCUAUGUCACCCGAGAGGCCCAAAAGUCGAAAAUCAGUACAAGCUGCUUCGGCCUCGCCUGUCCGUAAAACCAAGUCUCGUACAAAGCGCUCCGCGUCAGCCUCACCACCACCCCCUAAGGCUGCCAAGUUACAGGGCUCAAGGCGUUCGCCUUCAUCUUCUCCCGAACCAGAAGUUAAACCCAGACCCCGCGCUACCAAGCAAUCUCCCAAACCGUCUGCUUCGCCAGAACCUCGUCAACAAGCUCGCUCGGCCAAGCGAAGUCCCUCGGAAUCUCCGCCGCGUGAACGGGCCAAGCGUAAAGCAGCCGCCAAGAGGUCUUCCAGCGAGAACAAGUCUCCAGAGCCCCCGCCUAGAAAGGCCCGUCGAAGCCCCUCUGUGCCAGAAGAAGAGGUUCCCAAGAAGUCCGCUAGUAAAUCCCCUCCACCUGCUAAGGAGGAAAGUUCAGCCGAGGAGCAGGAGAAACCCGAGGAAAAGGAACCCAAAGGAGAAAAGAAGAAGAAACAUAAGAAACACAAGAAACAUGGCGGCUCAAAACACAAACAUAAGCGUUCAAAACACAAGAAACAUAAAGAAAAAGACAAGUCACCCGGACAUUCGGAAAGUGCGGACGAAGAUGACACGGAAACUCUGGAGAGAAAACUAAGAGAAAAAGCUUUACAGUCCAUGCAAAGACACGCCAAAUCUCCAGAGGCGCCAGCAGAACAAGACGACGAUUGAUCGGAUUAUUUACAUAAACCUAAAACAUUCAAAGCCGCAACGACUCAGAACACCUUGGAGAGAUACACACUGCCUUACCCCGCUCGUGUACCAACACAAGUGUGCUGCUUGAGAUAGGGAAGCCAUCCUUUGUAUAGCGUAUUAACUAUAGUACGGUGUAAGAUGAUCUACCUCGGUCCUGGAGAUCUUCUUUCGUCUUUCUUUCACGCGUAAUAGCCAAAAAGCGGCGCGUCUUUUGAGUUUUGAAGAAAAACGAAAUUAAAGAAAACGUCUGGUAUCACGGUAAAGAUCAGGAAGCUCCGUAAUCUGGAACCCAGACCUCUCUCCGCUUUUUUUUUCAGUGUCAAACAGAGUGAGAUCUGGGUACGUGUUCUUACAUUAGACACUGUUUCAUAAGACUUGAUAAGUGUUUCAUUUCAGAGUUGCGUGGUGGCGAUUGCAGAAAAAAGGCUAGUAAAACUUGAAUUUAAGUUGCACAGCGCCUGUUAUCAAACGAACAGUUGCAAGAGGAUUAUUUUCCAGGAAAUCCUAUAAUUUUCUUAGUGGAACUCAGAUCAUUUCUCUGUAACAGUGCUAUAUAGCCAUCUGCGGCAAGUGAAAAGUGCGGUACUUUUGAACGCUAUUUCAAGCAUUUUAUUUUCCAUGUCUUUUUGAAUGUUUUCUUUUUAUUUUUUGAGAAAGAGUAAAGUGCGAUUCAUUCAAGUGUUAAAACGCGGAAUUCAAUAAAGUCAUCCCUGCGUAAUCUAA
This is a messenger RNA of Orbicella faveolata, 4759 nucleotides long. RefSeq lists its product as uncharacterized. The record is from RefSeq and is a predicted model, not a curated record. Gene Ontology annotation, biological process: regulation of mRNA splicing, via spliceosome. NCBI's taxonomy places the organism in Eukaryota, Metazoa, Cnidaria, Anthozoa, Scleractinia, Merulinidae. Gene Ontology annotation, molecular function: RNA binding. Gene Ontology annotation, cellular component: spliceosomal complex.